UUGUCUUUUUCCUUUGCUUCUCGCUUCCACUCUCAUCGUCGAACGGAAUAUCUGUAAAUCUGUAAUCAUCGGUGGCGGAGAACCGGUGGCACGAUCUCCCUCCCCCUCUCUCUCACAUGGCGCCUUCUUCUCCGAGCAACACCGCUUCGCAACUUUCUUCAACCGCUACAGAAAAUGAUCUUCAGCCAUUCUUUGUGCUACAUAAAGCUUCACCUAGGAGAAAAGAUAGAACAUCAGCAGGACAGGGAAAAUCUCGCAAAAGAAAUAAGUUAUCUCCUCGAUUGCCACAUAGUGCAAAGAAACAGGAAGAAAGUACAGAUGAAGAGUGUGAUCGCUAUUUGUGUCAGCAACAGCAGAUUGAAGCUUUUGAUAUUGUUUGGACAAAAAUUGAAUCUACUAUUAAGGAUGUCCUGAGAGAGCUCAAUGCUAGUGUAUUCAAUAUUAUACAAAAAUGGGUUCAGGAGUGCUUCAAUACUACUAGAUUGGUUGGAGAACCUAGCAUUUCUGUAGCAACUCGGUCUUUUCCUGUUCUAUCUAAUACAACUCCUGGGAAGUUGUACAGCGCAUUAGUUGUUACCAGAAACAUAGAGUUUGUUGAUGACAUAAUGACAUUUGAAGAGCUUGGCAUAUUCUUGAAAUCCCAUGGAUGUCAUGUGGCUAUGCUUUCAUCAAUGGAGUUUUCGUUGAAAAAUGGAAUUGCUGGUUGCUUGAAAGCUUUAUUGCGAGAGUUUCUAGGGAAUUCUUUCGAUCCAGCUGAUAUAUCUGCCUUAGCAUCAUGGUAUAGAGAACAAGAAAACUACAAUAAACCACUAGUUCUGAUCGUUAAUGAUUUGGAAAGGUGUUGCGGAUCAGUCUUAACUGAGUUUAUCCUGAUGUUGAGUGAAUGGGUUAUCAAGGUGCCAAUAUUCUUAAUAUUUGGAGUUGCAACGACAGUGGAUGCCCCAAGAAACAUUUUUCCAUCACAUGCUCUUGAGUGUUUCUGCCCCUCUAUGUUUAUGCUUGUAACGCCAGCUGAGAGAAUGGAUGCAAUUGUUGAGGCUAUUCUUGUAAAACAUUGCACCACAUUUAAUAUUGGUCAUAAAGUGGCACAGUUACUGAGAAAUUACUUCAUCAAUCAGGAUGGGACAGUAACAUCUUUUAUAAGAGCUUUGAAGGUAGCAUGCUUAUUACACUUCUCUAUGGAACCUUUGAGUCUCAUACAAGGGAGAAUUCUCGUUGAAGAUCAGGAAGGAAGCUCUGGAUUAUCACCUGAGACUUUGUUGAAAUGCAUGCACGAACUUCCAUCGCAUGCAAGGAAUAUAAUGGUUGACCAGACUAACGAGAGCAUGGCUGAAGGUUUGUCAGAAUUGGUGACAGUGCAGAAACUAUGGAGCACUGUGGUUCUCUGCCUAUACGAGGCUGGAAAAUAUAGCAGAGUGCAGCUGCUGGAUUUGUUUUGUGAAUCCCUCAAUCAUGUUUUGUACCCAUCAAGAGAUUCGGUUAUGAGUGAUGAAAAAGACCAUGGGUUGUCCUCAACAAACGAUCCCUUUCAGCAAUAUUCUAUCAUGCAAAGUGGAGGUUUAAUUUGCCAGAUAGCACGCAGAGUAAGGGAUCUCCCUCCAGGAAAGCUAGAUCAAUUGAUUGAGAGUUGGGAUAAAAUUACCGCAGAUAUUUCAGAGAUUCAUGAGAAACUGAAAAUCUUGCAAUCUUCAGUAAGAUGUCAAGAUGGAAAGAGUUCACGCAGGAGUUCCAAGGACAUUAACAAGAGAUGUGACAAGGACUCAAGAAUGUCAAACUUGCAAGCUAUCGCAUUUCUGGAUGAUUUAGUUAGAAACUAUUUGAGGCCCAUUGAAGGAAUGCCUUUCAAUGAAAUUUUCUGCUUCAAAAAUGUUGAGAAGCUUCAAUCGGUUCUGAUUGGAGAUCCAAGGAGAAGGAUUCAAGUUGAUCUGUUGGAGUUUCAUAAUAUAUUAUGUUGCAGUUGCUGUAACAAGAGUGGCAAGGGCCUAUUGCCAUCCAGGCACGAUUCCUCAAUUAUGUACUCACUAGCUCAAGAGCACGGAGAUCUUAUCAAUCUUCAUGAUUGGUUCCAGUCUUUUAGAACAAUUGUUCUUCAAAAUACAAAUAAAAGGAAGCAAAAAUCAAAGCAGACCCCCUUAUCAAAGAAGAGAAAAGAAAUGAAUGGAUCUGCAGACCAAAAUGAAGCCUCAAUCCAAGCGCGAUUUUGCAGGGGAAUUACAGAGCUGCAGAUCACUGGUCUAGUUAGAAUGCCUAGCAAGAGACGUCCAGACUUUGUACAGAGAAUAGCAUUUGGAAUUUGAAUACAUAAUUCACCGGUUUACCUUUCUCUUGUGAUUUCUUAAUUUUCUUAUUAAAAUGCAAUAUUAAUUCAUUUUGUAUACUAUCUAAUUAUUCAUGGUCCAAUGUGAUAUGAUUAAUUAGUUAAUUGAUACUCCUAAUUUAAAAGAAGCUCUGCCCCCUAAAAAAAAGAAACGUUUAACGGGAAAUAGAGCUAGAAGAAUUGUCUGCAUAUUAUUGAAGAUUUAUAAAGAUUAUCUUUUUGGAA
Medicago truncatula (barrel medic) is the source of this 2542-nucleotide messenger RNA. RefSeq names its product origin of replication complex subunit 3. The record is from RefSeq and is a predicted model, not a curated record. Gene Ontology annotation, molecular function: DNA replication origin binding. Gene Ontology annotation, cellular component: DNA replication preinitiation complex; nuclear pre-replicative complex; nuclear origin of replication recognition complex. The coding region runs from base 117 to 2297 and encodes 726 amino acids. The transcript has 17 exons. NCBI's taxonomy places the organism in Eukaryota, Viridiplantae, Streptophyta, Magnoliopsida, Fabales, Fabaceae. Gene Ontology annotation, biological process: DNA replication; DNA replication initiation.